AGGCUGUGUCUAAUAACCGUUUCCAUGGCGACGCAGUCAGAAGUCCCAAACAGAGUCACUUCUUCACUAUAGUUUCUAGCUCCGCUUCUUCCAACAUGUAUACAGAAAAUGACUCAGAUCUCGUGAGUGACGAUCUUCCAUUGAUAACAUCUGGGAUCCAAGGACUAAAUGCCCAGAUCUCCCAGAUCCCAGGACUGUCCCCAACCAUCAGCACCCUUCCUGAUGACAGGGCCCGAGGGAGGAGGGCCGGAGUCCUAGAGAGUGAUUCUGACUAUAUCAAGCUUGCAAAACAAGGAGGGCAUAAGGGGCUUUUGUGGCACGAGGAAACAAUCACUUCUAAACCUGCUGCAUACAAACCUCCAGGCUGGUUCGGCACUGCAUUAGGAGACAACUUCAAGCCAAGUCUAAUUAACAGUGAAGAGAAGAAAAACCCUGGAGCUUUUCAACCAUCAGAGCCCCCCUUUGGGACUGACAAUAUGUCAGCCUGGGAGAGGGAUGAUAGCAGCAGCAGCAAUGGCAAAGAGAGAGAGAAGAACAACAAUGUUCAUGACUACCAGAUGGAGACAUUGCAGCCAUCCAAUCAAUAUCAUGAGCUCAGCAAAUUCAAGAGGAUAGUGUUUGACAAGAAUCCAGCUCCUGUCGACAUGUCGAAGCUGUUGAGCUUCGGUUAUGCAGAAGACAACAAACCAACAGCCAACACUGAUUUGUCAAACUAGAGGACUGCCAGUGCCGUGGGAAAAGGAUGCACAAACUCAAAAGCUUCCAACAGGAAUAGUUGCCAUCCUCUCCUCCCGUAAUUAAUGUCUUAAUUAAUUAAUUAAUUAUUAAUUAAUCACCCCUUCAUACUGAGCCACAUCUAAUGUUUUACUUAGUUUCAAUUGUUCUGUCAUGUCAGAUGUAUUACUCAAGUGUGAAAGAGCUUCACUUUAUUAAAGCUAGGACCUUUAAUUUAUUGUUCCUGUUAGUGGUGCCUCAUUAAGAAGGCACCAGUAACUCUUGUUUUUUUUGCUGUCAAAAUAAAAGUUUGAUUGUUUGUUUGAAAUGUUUCACAAUCUGAAAUUUGGCUGAAAUUUGAAUGUCAAUAAUUUGCCACAUAUUAUUACAAACAAAGGGCCCAUUUUCUGGGACACAUCAAAAGUCUCAUACUACUAUUAAAGCAUUAAAGGUGCAAUGCAUUAUUUGAUGUAGUUGAUUUGAACGCUGCUGAACGAACAGCAUUUAUGUUGGUUAUAUAUUAAAGAUCCUAUAUUAUGUUCAUUUUCAAGUUCAUACUUGUAUUGUUGUGUUUCUAUUAAAACAUGGUAGGCAACA
Sebastes umbrosus (honeycomb rockfish) is the source of this 1311-nucleotide messenger RNA. RefSeq lists its product as uncharacterized. NCBI's taxonomy places the organism in Eukaryota, Metazoa, Chordata, Actinopteri, Perciformes, Sebastidae. The record is from RefSeq and is a predicted model, not a curated record. The transcript has 8 exons. The coding region runs from base 96 to 716 and encodes 206 amino acids.